Hermetia illucens (black soldier fly) is the source of this 615-nucleotide messenger RNA. RefSeq lists its product as uncharacterized. The record is from RefSeq and is a predicted model, not a curated record. The coding region runs from base 60 to 608 and encodes 182 amino acids. NCBI's taxonomy places the organism in Eukaryota, Metazoa, Arthropoda, Insecta, Diptera, Stratiomyidae. The transcript has 2 exons.
GUUCGUUUUAAUUUAGAUCCAGCUGUGACUAGGCAGAUUUGUGCUACAUACGUUUGGAAAUGAGGAGAAUGUUCAUCUAUUCCUUGGUCGUUUCUGGAUUGGUGACGAUUGUCGAGCAGGGGUGUUAUAAUGUGGAAGUUAGCAGCGGUGCCUAUUGGAUCGACCCGAAGCACUGCUCUAUUCAGUUCAAAUACUACAAUGAGACCUUCGUUUUACUGAACAUUGACAUCUACACACUUGUCAAAACCCCAACUUUCAUCCUGGAAGUUUUCACCUGGGCACCAGAUGAGGGCAUCCGUGUAUAUUUCAAUGGAAGUUACCGGAUGUGUGAUUUUCGCCGCUUCGCAACUAUGGGUCCUUUCGGGGCAACUUCUUAUACGCUGCUGAAAAAAUUUUCGAACUUUACAUUCACAUGUCCGCUACAACCGAGCAUGUACUAUGCGAGAGUGGAAACUAAUUUUAUAAGUCGAGUUACUCCUAUCCGACUGUUUUAUCGGCCUAACAGGAUUGCAACUAUUCAAGUGACGGCUGGCGAACAGGAUCCACCUGGGAACUUCACAAAACGAGGAUUUUUUUCCGUGGUCCUCAAUUUCAAGAAAACCUGUUGAACUCGAA